AUGGCAACGCCAGAACGACCCCUUGAUGUCGUUGUGCGCUUUUCCACGCCAAUCCCGGACAUGACGGUGCGAAUAGAUGCGCCGAGUACCACAUCGAUCCUCACGCUCAAGGAGCGCAUCCGCGACCAACUGCAACAGCAACACGCCGCGGCGCGUUUGCGAUUGAUACACGGGGGAAAGGUCCUCUCGGAAACUGCAGCAUUAUCUAGGAGCGUGCAGGUCACGCUGCCACCGCCGGCGAACAGUGAUGGAACGAAGAGCGAGAAAGCGAAAGGAAAGCAGCCGCUUCGGGCUACGGUACAAGCUGCUAGAGUGUAUAUACACUGCUCAGUAGGCGAUGUUCUCACGCUGGCGGAGCUAUCUGAAGAGUCGAGAAUGGCCCAAGAAGCGGAUAGUGCGCUGAAGUCUACAACGCAAGCGCCCUCUGCCGACACUCCAGGUCAGGGCCAAGCGAAGCAGGACCAUGUCACGACGACGUCGGCUCCUCGUGGAUUCGAUCGCCUGCUUUCUGCUGGCUUUACAGCUUCCGAGGUGGCUGCUCUGAGAGCCCAAUUCCUUGCUAUACAAGCACAUACUCAUACCCCAGACACCAUGCCCACCGGAGCGGAUCUCCUCGCUCUGGAGGAACGAUGGCUGGAUAACACAUCCAACCCGGCAGCUGGGGGUGAGUCGGACCCCAGCGGACUGGGCUCUGAGGAAGGAGGUCUGGAAGACAUGCUCUAUGGCAAUCUGGUGGGAUUUUUCUGGCCUAUAGGAGCCAUGUGCUGGCUUAUGCGAGAGGAAGGUGUCUGGAGCCGGAGACGGCAGAUUGCGGUGCUCUCGGGCUUCCUUGUCAACUUGACAUUUGGCUUCCUUCGCGUCAUGAACUGA
Lecanosticta acicola is the source of this 870-nucleotide messenger RNA. The record is from the annotation of a GenBank genome assembly. NCBI's taxonomy places the organism in Eukaryota, Fungi, Ascomycota, Dothideomycetes, Mycosphaerellales, Mycosphaerellaceae.